AUGGACCUGGGAAAGGCAAAGCUGCUGAGAACUGGCCUCAAUGCUUUAUAUCAAGCUAUCCACCCUGUGCAUGGAAUUGCCUGGACAGAUGGGAAGCAAGUGAUACUGACUACUUUAUACUAUCAAAAUGGAGAGCUGAAGUUUGGAGACUCAAGCAUUGUUGGUCAAUUUGAACAUGUGCAUGGGCUUUACUGGGGCCCAUGUUGCUCUACAGAUACCCCAGCUCUGCUCGCUGUUCAGCACAAGAAGCAUGUAAGCAUUUGGCAGCUGGUCUACAGCAGUGCAGAGAAGAAAAAGCCCUUGAUUUCUCAGACUUGUGAAGUUGGUGAGCCAUUUCCACUGCUUUCUCAGGGCUGUGUCUGGCAUCCAAAGAAGGAGAUCUUGGCUGUACUUACAAAACGAGAUGCUUCAGUCCUGCAUGCUGUUCGAACUGACAACACGCGGGUUAAGGCAGAGAUCAAAAGCAGCGGACUCAUUCACUGUGCUUGCUGGACUAAGGAUGGUAAUCGUUUAGUAGUUGCUAUAGGCAGUGCCCUGCACUCCUACAUAUGGGAUAAUGCUCAGAAAACUCUAAAUAUCUGCUCCUUUUGCCCAGUUUUUGAUGUGGGAGGUUAUAUCUGCGCUAUAGAAGCCACUCUGGAUUUCCAAAUUGCUGUAGCUACUGAGCUUCCUUUAGAUAAUAUCUGUGGUUUCAAUGCAGGCAUUGCAUUUGAUGUGCCCUCAGGUACAGAAGCUGGCUCUUUAAUCUCACAGUCUGCUUUGGUGCUCGGUGAUGAGGAAUACUCCAUGGACACACGAAGAAAGUCCAUAGAUUCAGAUAGAUCAGGUGUUGAUUCAGUUGCUUCUUCUUCAUCAGGUCCUGUGGAUUUGACCCAUAUCCUUGCAAACCACCGUCGGUCUGAUCCCAGUCCUCUCAUUACUCUGAAACGCAAAGACUCUGCAGCAACAAAUGGUCAAGAUUCUUCUCACUUGAUCUUGGUGACUUUUGAGAGGAAGGUAACGACCACCAGAAAAGUCACCAUCCCAGGUAUUCUGGUUCCUGAUAUAAUGGCUUUUGACCUUAGAGCUCAGAUUGUGGCAGUAGCCUCUAAUACUUCUAAUAUUGUUCUGGUGUAUUCAGUAACCUCUUCCUGCAUGCCUCACAUUCAACAAAUCCAGCUGGAAAAAAAUGAAAGACCAAAGGGCCUAUGCUUUUUAACAGAUAAACUCUUAUUGAUUCUAAUUGGCAAGCAGAGGUUCCCUGAGCCUAAUCUUAUUCCAUCUUCAAGUUCAGACAGGUAUGUAAUGCGUCUUAUGGUCAAAGAAUUGAUGCUGGAAGAAAAUUCUUCAGCAUUGCCUGAGACUAAGCAAAAUAUGUUCUAUAACUUUGAAUCCUCUGUUAAUAUACCUGGAAGAAGAAAAUUCUUUGAGAAUCUUGCCACAGAAGACCAGCCUCAAAGCAGGGAGUUGUUAAUACCUAGAAGCACAGUUAUUCAGUCUCCAAGUGGCAGGAGAAGACUCAUUGAAGAAGUAAAGAGCCCUAGUUAUGAGCAGAGCCCUUCAUCAAGUGUGAGUGACCUGGAUGAAAAAAGGCUCCCAGGUGACUCCUUGGUGGCCUUGGAAACAUUGGAUGCUGAACCUACAAAUCGCUCAGUGUCUCUCCGUGGUUUUAGAUCACCUAGCAGGAUUUCCAGCAGACCAACAUCCCCUAAAGUGCAGUUCAGUGUGAUCCAAGAAGCAUCAAAUUCUCCUAAAAACAACAAUUUGCCAAGCGAAAGGGGAAUGAGUCACAUAUCUAGAAAUCUAGAGAGACUUUGUGGCAGUUUCAAUGAGUUACAGCUGAGCCUUUCCGAAAUAACGGACUUCGCUAGGAACGGGAGGAGGAUAUCUUUAGCCUACCCAUGCUCCCAGGAACCGCCUGUUGUGCAUGUCACUUACCAGAAAAGCUUUUCAAAUGGAUCAGUUACUGAAGAAACAAAAGAUGUUCUCCUCUGUGAUGGCAAGAUCCAUUUGAGUUUAGUCCAGCAGCUGUUUGAUCUGCCUGUUAUUGAAAUGAAACACGGCUCUUCUUGGAUUGUGCUCACUGCAGACAAGGACGGCUUUGUGCCAUUAAUAUUCAAAGCCACACAAGAGAUAAUCAUAAGGGAUGGAACUGACAGUUCAGAAGUCUGUGGAGGUCACUCCCACAAAAAAAGCAUCCCAAUGCGACCACCAAGCAGAGUGACAUAA
Molecule: messenger RNA, 2208 nt
Organism: Pseudopodoces humilis (Tibetan ground-tit)
Lineage: Eukaryota; Metazoa; Chordata; Aves; Passeriformes; Paridae
Product: WD repeat and coiled-coil-containing protein-like
Molecular function (GO): kinase binding
Source: RefSeq, a predicted model, not a curated record